AUGCUCACCUCCGUGGGUAGGGUCGCCGUUCGUCGCGUUGCUCCCUCUGCCCAAUUGAUCUGCCGCCAGUCCGCUGUUGCAACUGCGCUUCCCAUCCGAAGCUUCACGGCCUCAACAUGGUCAUCCUCUCCUACCGCGAGCGAUAAGAAACCCGCCAAGAAGACCACGACCAGCACCAGCACCAAGAAAGCCACCGGUACCACCACUGCGACCAAGUCCAAGUCCAAGGCUACUGAAACCAAGCCCAAGGAUAAGGUCAAGGCUAAGUCUAAGGCCAAGGCUGCUGCGGAAAAGUCCAAGCCCAAGAAGGUUGUGGACCCUGAGAAGCUCAAGAGACUUGAGAUCAGGGAACUCAAGAAAUGGGCCCUCAAGGACAAACCUGCCCAGCUACCAUCUUCUAAAUGGCUCCUAUACAUGUUUGAGCAGAGAGGAAACCACCUGGGCGCUGGCGGAAUCAUUGAGCAAGCCAAGGAAAUGGCAGAGAAGUUCCGCCAACUCAGCACAUCUGAGAUGGAUGACCUUGACCGCAGAUCAUCUAUGAACCGUGAGAAGAACCAAGAGAACUACAAGGUUUGGCUUGAGGCUCACGAGCCUGCUCGCGUACACCUGGCCAACAAGUGCCGCCGUCGUUUAGCAUUCUUGACUGGCAAGCCCGAGAAGAUGAUUAGCGACGAGCGCCUGCCCAGUCGCCCACAAGGCUCGUAUUCCUUGUAUCUCACUGAGCACCACCCAGGUUCUACCCCCACAACCUCUGCCUCCGAACAAUUCAAGAUACUUGCUGGGGAUUGGAAGCAACUCAGCUCAGCCGAGAAGGCUCGCUACGAGGAGAAGGCCGCUGAAAUGUCAAUCAAGUACAAGGCUGAGAUUGAAAAGCUGGAUGCCCGCGCAAAUGCUAUUCAGGAGGCUGCUGAGCAUGUCAAAUAA
Molecule: messenger RNA, 924 nt
Organism: Fusarium coffeatum
Lineage: Eukaryota; Fungi; Ascomycota; Sordariomycetes; Hypocreales; Nectriaceae
Exons: 2
Coding region: 1-924 (307 amino acids)
Source: RefSeq, a predicted model, not a curated record